GUCAGAAGUACCAUCUGCUGACAACCCUGCCCUUUUGGCUUGGCUUGCUCUACGUACUCUUCCCGCUGAACCUGCUGGUUUAUGGCCUGAAUGAUUACACGGAUGUGGAGCUGGAUGCCAACAACGAUCGCAAGGGGAACUUCAUGUACGGUGCCAAAUGCAGCCAAAAGCAGCUUAGGGACCUACCCCGGAUCAUGGCGAUCUUGAAUGUGCUGCCUGUGAUCGUGCUAGCCUUGGUCUCGGGCCGGUGGCUCGCCCUGGCCCUGUGGCUCCCUUUGGCCGUGUUUAUCAACGUGGCCUACAACGUGGAGCCCUUGCGGCUAAGCUCCAAGGGCCCGUUCGAGCUGCCCUGCGUCAUUAGCGGCUUUGCGUGCGUCACCUUGCUGGCCAGCAUCGUCAAUGACCUGCCAUGGCCACCGUGCGGGUACUGGGCGCACAUGACCUGCCUCGUUUUGCGAACUCAGCUGUGGACUGAGUUCCUCGACUUCGACCCAGAUGCCGCUUGCAACCGGCGAACGACGUCCACCCUCAUCGGCAAGGCGUGGUCGAAAGCGCUGGUCGUCAUCCUGCUAGCGACAGAAGCCCUGGUGACCUGGUACUUCUUCGAAGACUACUUGAUGCGCUUCUUCAGCAUCUCAGGGACUCCUAACUCUGCUUUGUUGCCCUUCUUACGACCCCGAUCCUCCGAGUAA
Molecule: messenger RNA, 692 nt
Organism: Symbiodinium natans
Lineage: Eukaryota; Dinophyceae; Suessiales; Symbiodiniaceae
Source: the annotation of a GenBank genome assembly